This is a messenger RNA of Oikopleura dioica, 252 nucleotides long. The record is from the annotation of a GenBank genome assembly. Lineage: Eukaryota; Metazoa; Chordata; Appendicularia; Copelata; Oikopleuridae.
AUGGGAGGGAAGAAAUGCCAUGACUUUUGUUUUUGUAAAGAUUGCAAGCCGAAAUGGAAUUAUCAGACCUACAGAAUACGAUCAAAUCACACAGCAACUAUAGCUUCGGAUGAUCAAUGCCGUUUCAAACAAAGAGUGACCGAGAGACUCAGUAGAAACUCAUCAUCUUCCGAUGUUCUUCAAAAACAAGUCCGGUCUUUUGCCCCUGUCGGUUUAGCCAUGAAAAAGUGGAAGAAGAAAAUAAGCAAAUAA